Molecule: messenger RNA, 515 nt
Organism: Paramuricea clavata
Lineage: Eukaryota; Metazoa; Cnidaria; Anthozoa; Malacalcyonacea; Plexauridae
Source: the annotation of a GenBank genome assembly
AUGGCGAUGUGGAUAAACGAUAUUGAGAACGUAACUUACUUUGGGGACCCAAGGGUACACUACGAAGUUACCGCUAAUGAACCCAUUUUGGAACAACAUCUUCACAUUUGUGAAGAUUUUUUAGCCUUACACGGUAGCUAUCCAAUACAGAUUGAACAAUACUGGCAGGCAAUGCUGCUCACAUCUUGGAAACGGUACCCUGUGCCUGGGAUAACCUAUCCGUGCGGGGAUCAGGAUAAGAGAUAUAAUAAGACGAAUUUUGGUGGAAUGUAUUAUGCAGAUCCUAUCCCUUGCAAAGAUUCCCCUAUCUGGAGUAUAGGCGAUGUUUACGUUGGGCGCAGCGGGAAACGUGGCUUUUAGAUGUUUUGAAUUUAACUUGAAUUCAUUCCGUGUUGCUUUUUGCCCUCAACAUGCAGUGUGAGAAUUUCAGGGACCUAAAGAUUGACGUAUUUUUAUGAACCCCACAGGAUUCUUCCGAAAAUAUCAAAAAAUAUUCUAGUAUUACUGAAAUAAAU